AUGGCGAGCUCGUUUCACUUCGACGCGCAGCUCUGUAAGGAGCAUGUGCAGUUUGCUUCGUAUCUGGAAAAGUGGAAUUUCAGAAUAAUAUACUGGACCAUGUUCGCCGUGAACUUGAUUGUGCUGUUCUUUGGUUCAUGGGUAUAUUCAAAGCUGUUUAGCCGUGUCCACGGUCGUCGUCGUGAUGGAGGUGUACGCCCUUUUGGCGCUGCAAUUCUGCGUCGGCGAAGACCUCAUGUCAUUGUACUGGUCGACAUGGACCAUGCUGCAAGUCGGCUCACUGGUCGCCAUUAUCGGGGUCAUCUUGGCCCUGUGCCAUCACCAGAGAAAUCGCAAGCACCCGUAAGCCCCAUCGACUUCACCCACCGCUUGUUGCCCACUGUCGGCAACCCACUUUCCCACCGUGCUGACUUGGAACCAGACCCUGGGCACUGGCACUGGGAACGCCGACAAGUUCAAAAACUGCCGGGACUAGCCGGCAAUUCAUCAGACGAGGAGCAGGGACCACGGAUCAGUCAAGCGAAUACCAUUGCAAACCCGGGCCACGAAGAGAAAUGCGAGGAUGUCCAUGCCGAGUUCAUUGGCUUUACUGUCCAAGGUGGCCCUGUUGUCAGAUUCACACAGCCCGUGGCGGAGAUGCGGCAAGGGGAAUUCUUGGGCCGCGAUGACGACGGAGGGUCGACUUUUGCUUUCCCACGAGGAAGCAUUCGGUUUGAGACGGGGCCAAGCAACAUGACGGCGAGCCAUUAG
Messenger RNA from Metarhizium album ARSEF 1941, 750 nucleotides. RefSeq lists its product as uncharacterized. The record is from RefSeq and is a predicted model, not a curated record. Bases 1 to 750 code for a protein of 249 amino acids. NCBI's taxonomy places the organism in Eukaryota, Fungi, Ascomycota, Sordariomycetes, Hypocreales, Clavicipitaceae. The transcript is spliced from 4 exons.